This is a messenger RNA of Cololabis saira (Pacific saury), 1374 nucleotides long. Its product is annotated as beta-2-glycoprotein 1-like. The record is from RefSeq and is a predicted model, not a curated record. Gene Ontology annotation, biological process: negative regulation of complement activation, classical pathway. The transcript has 8 exons. The coding region runs from base 57 to 1103 and encodes 348 amino acids. NCBI's taxonomy places the organism in Eukaryota, Metazoa, Chordata, Actinopteri, Beloniformes, Belonidae.
GGAACGGGAAAGAACAGAGGAGCGUUUGUACUUUUUUGGAAACGACUGAACAUCUGAUGGCUUUGUUUCUGCUGUCUUCACUUCUGCUCUUUACCACUGUGACAUCAGAGCAAGACAAUGUAUGUUUUGUACCUGAGUUGGCUGCUAAUCUUGAGAUUGCUGAUCACCAGGAAUACUUUAACCCUGGUGUAGGGUUAGCACUGUCCUGUAAACUGGGAUACACCCCUGUAUCGGGGCCUCGCAAGAUCAUUUGCACUGUCAGCGGAGAGUGGACAAAAACCAAAUUAAUGUGCAUACCAAAGAGAUGUCCCUAUCCCGAUGCACCAUCUAAUGGAGAUUUGUACUAUGAGGAUACAGUGUACCAGAGUGAGAUUAACUACACCUGUAGUGAAGGGUAUAUGUUGACUGGAGCCAGCAAUGCUGUGUGCCAGGCCAAUGGAACGUGGAGCACCCCUGUGCCAGAAUGCAUAGCUGUGUCCUGUGCGCUGGCUCCGGUCCCACAGUUUGGAAUGGUCAUUUAUGAUAAAAGGGUCAGAGGGAGCACAACUGAUUAUCGUACCACUGCAGUCUAUAUAUGUCGGCCCCCAUAUGCAGUCUUUGGCGAUCCAAUAGCAGAGUGCACAGCAAAUGGUACCUGGACCAACACACCUGAAUGUCGAGUAGUGACCUGCCCUCCACCAGAGAACAUUGAAAGAGGCUACAUGUCAAGCAGUGGCAAGCCAGAUUACGAUUACAAGGAAACAGUCAAAUAUGGCUGCGAAGGCGACCACGUACUGGUGGGGAAUUUGGAGAUUGUUUGCCAGGCAGAUGGGACAUGGUCUGAGAAGCCAUCCUGCAAAGCUCCUUGUAGUGUAGGUAUACAGAGAGGAAGAAUUUUACACAAAGGAAAAAAAAUCUGGGUGAAACAUCUCCAACCCAACCUUGUCCUACACCAAGAGGUUGUCUCAGUCUACUGCAUGAACAAGGACAGAAACUGUGGCUAUGCUGUCCCAACCCAGUGCUUCGAUGGGACACUCAGAAUUCCUGAAUGCUUUGAAGAACCCAGUGCGCUUCAGUAUAACUUAAAUGCAAGUUCACUGCCAUCAGAAAUUGAACAAUGCUGAAACAGUGGUUGAUCCUGCCUCUCCCGAGAUCACUGGAGGAUGGAAAAGAUGACUGUUGUGCUCCCUGAAAUAAAGAAUAUGGUUUUAUGCAACUUUAUUGUAUGUAAUGCAAUGCAAUAAAAUCAGUAUUCAGUACUUAAUUCUACUAAAUUUAAGCAGAAUCAUUCUUCAUUGGAAAUGUAUGUUUUUUUAUACAUUGUACUUUUUCCCUUUGAGACAAUGAGGGAAAUGACCUGAAUAAAGACACCAAGUAUGAUAAUUUGCAUAAUUC